Messenger RNA from Cantharellus anzutake, 374 nucleotides. RefSeq lists its product as uncharacterized. The record is from RefSeq and is a predicted model, not a curated record. The transcript is spliced from 3 exons. Lineage: Eukaryota; Fungi; Basidiomycota; Agaricomycetes; Cantharellales; Hydnaceae. Bases 32 to 274 code for a protein of 80 amino acids.
CCGGAACAUUUUUGGCCUAGACUGAAGAGCCAUGAACACACCUCAAUCGAUGGCAAUAGGGUGGGGUACCCUCUUGAUUGCCGGUGUUGGUUCUUUCUACUUUGCAAAGAAAGAAAUAGACGAGCGCCGCAGGUUGCAAAGAGACGCAGGUGUCCGGCCCACAGAGAAAAAACAGUGGUAUGAGAGGUUAGAUGACCCUCCAGCGGAGCCGGCCACCCCAAAAUCCAGUAACGCGACAAAUCCACCGCCCAACGGAUCUGCUUCAAUAAAAUAGCGAACCCCAUUAACCCUGUCAUGAUUACAAAGGCUAUACAUUGACUACUUUUACUGCCGCCUCAAUCUCAGCGCCUUGGCUUGAUCCAUCAUAUAUGCAA